AUGAGCGCUCCUCCUCCGCCUCCGCCCCAUGGCGAGGCACCCAAGACUACCGCCGGUUCUCCCCCUCCCGGCGCUGGCUUGGGUGCCGGAAAUUAUGACAUCUUUGUCAUUCCCCAGCGCGACAAGGGUGGAGGCUUCAUCUACUUGCCCUCUCUGGCCCCCAACGGCCCCAGCUUCGCUGCUGGCUUCGCAUGCGCUCUCGUCCUCGUCGUCGUCUUCCAAAGCAUGGCCCCGGCCUUCAGGGCAUGGUGGGGGACCUACCAGGGCAUGGGCAACAUGGGCAUGACCCUCCUCGUUAUAGCCGUCGGCGUGGGAGCCUGGGCUUGGGGAAAAUCACAAGGUCAGGGCUCUUCCUCGGGCAACGGCCACAAUGCCAACUAUCGCUCUGGUCCUGGUGGGUACGGUGCAGGUGCCAACUUCGGCGGCGGCGGCGGCUAUGCAAACACCGGCCCGCCGCCGCCUCCUCCGCCUCAUGGCAACCAAUACGCCGGCGCCCCUCCGAACUCCCCGCCGCCGAAUCAUGGGCCGGGAAACGGCGGUCCUAGACCACAAUGGCAAGAACGACCACAGCCUCCACCUCCUCAGGAACCUGAAACUGAACCUGACCCAGAGCCUGAACCACGCAAGCCAGACCCUCCCCCGAAACCAAAGCCUGAUCCGUCCAAGGGCGCCUGGGAGAAGGCUCGGGAGGAGACGAAGAAGCGCGAGCAAGAGCGCAAAGCGAAGGAGGAGGAAGAGCGCCGGAAAGCGGAAACAGCACGGAAACUCAAGGAAUUUCGCGAGAGAGAGGCUCGCGAACGUGCGAGGCGGGACAGAGAGGAACGAGAGAGAAGGGAGAAACUUGAGCAGGAGAUUCGUGAGAAGGAGGACCUCAAGCGGAAGCUUGAAAAAGAGCGUCAGGAGAAGGAGAAGCUGCAGCGUGAGAAGGAACUGGCCGAGCAGGAGGCCAAGGAGCGCGAGGCAAGGGCCGCUAAAGAAAAAGAAAAAGAAACCAAGGACCGCGAAGAGGCGCGGAAGAAGGAGGCUGCUGAAGCCGCUGCCCGCAAAGCUCGCGUCGAAGCACAACUCGAAGCCUUUCGGAAAGCCAAGAAGGAGCGCGAAGAAGCGGAGAGGGCCAAGAAGGAGCGAGAAGAGGAGGCCGCUCGCAAGGCCAAGGAGGAAGCGGAUCGCAAGGCCAGGGAGGAAGCGGAUCGCAAGGCCAGGGAGGAAGCGGAUCGCAAGGCCAGGGAGGAAGCAGAUCGCAAGGCCAGGGAGGAAGCAGAUCGCAAGGCCAAGGAAGAAGCGGAUCGCAAAGCCAAAGAAGAGGCGGAUCGCAGGGCCAAGGAAGAAGCGGAUCGCAAAGCCAAAGAAGAGGCGGAUCGUAAGGCCAAGGAAGCCGAGGCGGCUGAGAAGGCUCGCAAGGGAAGUAGCUACGCAUACUCGUCGGUUGGUGAGAAGACGUGUAUGUGGCCCAACGGCCGCCCCCCUGCUUCUCCCACGACGACGGCCUCGACGCCGCCGAAACCCCCCCCCUCUGCUUCGUCCGCUCCCUCAAGACCCCCCCCUUCAGCCAGCUCGGUGCCGCCCAGAUCGGCGGCUUCUGCAGCUUCAUCUUCCAACACAGCCAGGCCACCGCCACGCCCAUCGGCACGAACAGUCGACGAAGAUCAAUACUCGUACCGGCCAUACGAUAAACCGAAACACAGACCCGCGUCCUCGGUCGGCUCCGAAACGUCAUGGGCCCCUUCGGCCACCACGACAAGAACGACGCCGCCGCCUAGCAUGCGCGGGCCGUACACGACGAAAGAUCCGGACAAGAUUGUCAUCAAGGCCGUUUACCUGUUCAUGAACCAGUUCGCCAAGACGCCGGCCAGCCAGCUCGUGUCGGGGUUUGGUACAGUAACGGACGGCCUCAUCCUGCGAAUCACGACGGAAGGCCUCUUCAUCGACGACGACGUCCGCGGCGUCCCGCAGCGCGAGUGGGACGUCAAAGCCUGGACGCUAAAGCUGGUCGAGGUAUGGUGCCCCCCGCACUGCUUGAAUUCCAAUGCUGCUCCUGCUCCUGCCCCUGCGACUUCUUCGAACCAUCCUCAUGCGAAUUUGUUUCAAAAAAUGGCGAAUCAGCGAGCCCGUACGGCGGACAGAGGUGCCACGAAGCCGCUCACGGGCGACGAAGCCGAUGCCUACCUGUCCGGAAUGUUGCGUGCCUGCAAGACUUGUUGCCAUCUUGGCUUGUGCGACACGAGGUUCAAAGACACUAACGUGGCAUCGCCAACCGGACAGACUGGGGAGUGGAAGAACAAGAGCCUGCAUGUUCUGCGCGCAACGAUUCGCGAUCAGGAGGGCAAGCGGUACAUGUUCGUUUUGGACGAGGAAGAAGCCUGGAAGGUAGCCGUGGGCGUGCAGCGUUUGCGCAAGGGCACCCAGGUACGCUCUUUGGGUGUCAGCGGAAUGAGUGCCUCUGACGCCCGGGGUACGCUCGAGACUCUGGGCUGGUCAUGA
This is a messenger RNA of Colletotrichum graminicola M1.001, 2481 nucleotides long. RefSeq lists its product as uncharacterized. The transcript has a single exon. NCBI's taxonomy places the organism in Eukaryota, Fungi, Ascomycota, Sordariomycetes, Glomerellales, Glomerellaceae. The record is from RefSeq and is a predicted model, not a curated record. Bases 1 to 2481 code for a protein of 826 amino acids.